UGUUGCAAGCAACACCAGAAACUUCAGUUCGACUGUCGUUACAUCUCCCAUUUGCCCACAGAGCUGAAGCUUAUCUCAGUGGACAAGACAUCGAUGGAUAUUCAGGUUAUACUGAGUGUAGCGCUGACGCUUCUGUCAACACAAGCACAUAAGUGCAAGGAGGACCAACAGUGCUCUAACUGCGCAAGGUCAACACAAUACUGCAGUACAGAUUGCUUUUCGGGGUAUUUUGGCCUAAAAUGCAAGUCCCGUUGCAGCAAACAAUGCAUAAACAGUAAAUGUGGUCAGACACUGAAGGGCACUUAUAGUUGCUCUGAAGGUUGUGUACCUGGUUUCUAUGGUUCUCGAUGCAAUGUCCCGUGCACACUUCAGAAGAACAGAUGCACAAAAUGUCCUCAAGGAUGUGAUGGAACGUUCUGCCAUCUGGCAUUAUCUUGUGUUUCUGGAUGUCAAGACCAAUACUAUGGGUCCAACUGCAAGAAUUGUUCACCCAGAUGUCGACAAUGUAACAGGAUAACUGGCAGAUGUGUUAAGUGUCAUCAUCCAUAUCAUGGCCUGGACUGUGAAUACUCAUGUGAACAUUGUUCAACAACUGAUUGUGUACAAACAUGCGCACCUGGGUUGUAUGGAAGUACAUGUUCCAAGAGAUGCAGCCAACACUGCCAAGCUUACCCCUGGAAACAGCAGCACUUUGACAAGUAAUAGUUCCACCUCGUGCAUAUCUGAAUGUCAAAGAUAUAGUGGCGAGUGUAUCAAUGGUUGUGCAGAUGACUGGUCUGGCCCACGCUGUUCCUCGCCAAUUAAAUGUAACACAAACUGUUUGAGUUGCAAUGAGACUGGUGCCUGUGUUGAAGGAUGCAUGUCUGGUUACUAUGGAGCUGACUGUAAGCCUUGUCCAAGGACCUGUUUUAAUUACACCUGCUACCCAAACAACGGAUCUUGUGACAAUGGAUGUACCAAAGGACAAUAUGGAGAAUCCUGUCAACUCCCUUGCAUAAACUGUAUGGGAGGUGCUUGUCAUCCUAGUACUGGGAUAUGUAUUCAAGGAAGCACCGUGCAUGUUAUUGGACUAGGACUAUCGACAGGAUGUGUACUUCUUAUAGUUGGUAUAGUUUGUAUAUUUGUGUUUCAUUUUCGUCGUCGCCGCCAAACUACCGAAAGGGAUCACCAAAGAAAUGAGUCGAUACAUACAGAGAGAUCAGGGCAACUGGAAACAGGAGCGUACUACCCAGUGCAUCGGUACAGGGAUAUAGAUGAUUAUGAUGAAGUAUCUCAGCAGAAAGGGCAGCAAGAAGGACUGGUAGAAGAAGAAGAUUACGAUGAAGUCUCUCAGCAGCAAGGGCAGCAAGAACGACCGGUAGAGGAAGAAGAUUACGAGGAAGUAUCUCAGCGGCAAGGGCAGCAAAAAGGACCGGUAGAGGAAGAAUACAACAGUGACCCUGCACUUCCUGCUUUGGCCGGCUACUUUCCUGGGCCACAUGACAGUGAAUAUGAUGAUGGUAUUCCUGUACUACCUGUGUUGGCGGAUUACUUUCCCGGGUCCCAGGACGCAGAAGACAACAAUGGUGUCGACACGUCACCUAGUUCAGCGAGUGGGUCCAAGUCAUACACCCGCUUAAUGAGGGAUGUGUUUGUUGAUGGUCCGAGGACUGUAGUCACGUAUAUAUCACCAACUGAAGAUAACACCUAAAGUAGCAAUGGAAGAUACUUAAUUACUCAAAUACCGAUACAUAUAUCACUUUGAAAGUACGCGAUGCGUUAACGUAGUUUUUAAACCGUAUUCUUGCAGAAAUCAGUCAUCUCUGUUUGGUGAUCGGCCGUUGGACGACCGUCAUUUGUGGGGCUUUCAGUACCCUUCAUGAUUAUAAUUUGUAAAUUUUCUUCUCUAGCUUUUUCUUCUUGGAUUUUAGUAUGCUAUCGCCUUUGUUUUUUAAAACGCGUUCACCGUUAAACGUGUUUAUGUAACUUUGAUGUUCAUUCGACAAUGGGAUUAGUUUGUUCAGUAUAGAAAUUUCUCAUGCAUUCAUUGUGAUCUGUGGCGCCCUAUGAAUUGUACAUAUCUGGCUGUAAAGGUGGUUCAGUGAGGGGGCGUAUGCUUAAUCCUUCGCUUUAAUACCUAAAUCUCAGAUAUUGGUUCGGAAAUUAGUUUACUACUCGUGUUAUCCGGAUAGUUCACACCGAUGUGUUAGGGGUUUGUCGAUAUUAUGCAUUUGUUAGUGAUCAGACACUUUUGAGUUCCUUUUGUCAACUAAAUCACCCGACGAUAUAAAUCUAUAAAUUUUGAGUAUGUUA
Molecule: messenger RNA, 2292 nt
Organism: Haliotis rubra (blacklip abalone)
Lineage: Eukaryota; Metazoa; Mollusca; Gastropoda; Lepetellida; Haliotidae
Exons: 5
Coding region: 551-1690 (379 amino acids)
Source: RefSeq, a predicted model, not a curated record